Messenger RNA from Fragaria vesca subsp. vesca, 933 nucleotides. RefSeq lists its product as uncharacterized. Lineage: Eukaryota; Viridiplantae; Streptophyta; Magnoliopsida; Rosales; Rosaceae. Gene Ontology annotation, biological process: phloem or xylem histogenesis; auxin-activated signaling pathway; leaf vascular tissue pattern formation. The coding region runs from base 1 to 933 and encodes 310 amino acids. The transcript is spliced from 5 exons. The record is from RefSeq and is a predicted model, not a curated record.
AUGCAGAUUGACAUGUUCCCUUCACAUGAAGAGAAGGUGGAUGAGUUUAGCUUCAACGGACCAGAAGAAAAACUAGAAAAACUAGAGACACAAGCUAUACACGAGUGGCCACCGGCAAGUAGCAAUAGAAGCACUUACAGCAGCAGCAGCACUAGCAGGGUGGAUAACAUAUGGAUGAAUGCAAAGGGAUGGUUAGGGGGCAAAUCCUUAAGUAGCUUGCUAAGACGAAGCAGAUCCAAGAAGAAAGAAGAUGCUCGACUUCAAACAGCAAGCAUUCAUGCUGCCCUUUCUGUCACACGCUUGGCUGCAGCAAUCGCAAGUGUUGCUGCAGCUAAGAGAAGCAUAGACUCAGGAUCAGAAUCAGCACAUGAUACGGUACUUCAACCAGGGAACAACAUUGACGACAUUUUCACUUCUGCAGCAGCUCUGGUUACCACAGUUUGUGCUGAAGCUGCUGAGUCAUUAGGGGCGCAGACAACUGAUGUUUCUUCUGCCAUUAACUCAGGCUGGGCUACCCAAACAACGGGCGAUAUGAUCACACUCACAGCUGAUGCUGCAACAUGUUUAAGAGGAGUAGCAGCACUCAAAACAAGAGCUAUGGCCGAUGCAUAUUUUCCUACAACGCAAAAUUUUCUUCAAGUAAAAGCAGAGCUAUCUGUUGUCACUCCUUCUGGAAGCAAAAGACAUGGCUGGGCCUCCAUAUAUUCGAAGCAUAGUCAGCUCAUAUUGAGCAUCCAGAAGAAGCAUUUGGGAAUCUUAGCCAGAAAAAAGGAAUACAAGAUUUUGCAUGUGGAGGAGGAAAGGGAAGCUGAGGGAAACCUUUCAAUCAGCCUAAGGAGCAACAGUGGAUACAUCAAGCUCUUGUUCAAAGAUGAAACCCAAUCUUUAGUCUGGACGACAAGCAUUUCAAAUCUUUUGCAGUUGCAUUACUAA